CCAUUUAAACACGUUACGAGUGAUUGAGACAUUUUCGUUGAUGUUGGAUUAGACCUGCUAGCAUACAACGUGUUCGACAAAAUUCCUCUAAGAGCUCCUAAAAGCCUACUGAUAAAAUCUUUCAACUUCAUCGUUCUCCUACCAUGAGACUGAGACGAAUCCUCAGUUCCAUAUCGAAUCUCGCUACAGAAAAGCUCUCUUUCUCCUCGUACCCAUCGCGACAAAUCUUCACUGCCCGGUCAUCUUCUUCACAACGAAACGCCGGAAGUAAUCUCUCAGAAGCGUUACCAGGGAACCACAUCAAAUGGGCAUCGCUAGGUUCUGUCAGAAACUCGAGGUUCGCAUCUGGGUUCACACCGUUGCAGCCAAAGCCGUUGGAUUCGAUCAUGGAUUUGGAGCGAGCCAAGACUAAAUCGCCCGAGGAGCUCACCUCGAUCUGGGACGAUUAUCACUUAGGACGAGGUCAUAUUGGGAUAACUAUGAAAGCUCAGCUUUAUCGUUUGUUGGAGCAACGAGCAGCUGAGUGCCGAUACUUUGUCAUUCCAUUGUGGAGAGGAAGUGGUUACAUUACAAUGUUUGCUCAAGUUGAAGCGCCUCACAUGAUAUUCACUGGUCUAGAAGACUAUAAAGCAAGAGGAACUCAAGCGGCUCCGUACCUGACUAGCACCUUCUACACCGAGCUUUCAGAGACGAAGGACUUGGUGUUGAUCCGAGGUGAUGUUGUGUUCACAAGCAAACUCACUGACGAGGAGGCGAAAUGGAUCAUGGAGACGGCUCAGUCGUUUUACUUGAACGACACUCGGUACAAGCUGCUCGAGAGGUUCAAUAAACAUACUCAUGACUUUGAGUUCAAGGAUGUGUUACAAGCCCUUGAUAUGCCUAUUCUGUGAUUUGUUAAAUCAAGAAGAAAAAAACUUUGUCUGAUUCUUUUGUUCUUGAGACACGUUUGUAUUAGAAUCAUUUUUGUAUGGUAAUAAAAACUACAUCACCAAACUAGUUUUUGGUUGAAAA
Brassica napus (rape) is the source of this 1011-nucleotide messenger RNA. RefSeq names its product ATP synthase mitochondrial F1 complex assembly factor 1-like. NCBI's taxonomy places the organism in Eukaryota, Viridiplantae, Streptophyta, Magnoliopsida, Brassicales, Brassicaceae. Gene Ontology annotation, biological process: mitochondrial proton-transporting ATP synthase complex assembly. The transcript is spliced from 4 exons. Gene Ontology annotation, cellular component: mitochondrion. The record is from RefSeq and is a predicted model, not a curated record. The coding region runs from base 144 to 890 and encodes 248 amino acids.